AUGGUCAUCGUUAUCGACAUCCCCCUUCCCGGCGGCGCCGGUAUCACCAUCCACAUCCAGGAGUGGAUUCUCAUCCUCGUCUUGGUUCUCGUCUUCCGAGCCUGGGGAUGGCCCCUGAUCGUCGAGCGCUGGCCCAUGGCAUUCGCCUGGCCUUGGGGCGAGGACGAUUUUGUCUUCUAA
Molecule: messenger RNA, 180 nt
Organism: Fusarium verticillioides 7600
Lineage: Eukaryota; Fungi; Ascomycota; Sordariomycetes; Hypocreales; Nectriaceae
Exons: 1
Coding region: 1-180 (59 amino acids)
Source: RefSeq, a predicted model, not a curated record